AUGGGUAUCCCGAUGUGGCGUGAGCCUUCCAAGGCCGAUAUACAUAAGUCUGCUAUCGAGAAGGACCGCACUGCUGCUGCGCGUUCGACCAUCGGCCGUCGGGGCUCGUCGCGCCACGGUAUCUCUCGUGCGCGCCGGAAUGUUUUGGCUUCGUUUCAGUCGCAGGUUAUCGAUGAGCUCCGACGCGGUAGUGAUCUCCCCCGGCGAUCUCCUGUGCAGAACAACGGGAUGAGUGAGGAUGGAAUGACAUUGGCGCAAGCUCAACGCGAGGCUUUCAGCAGGGGUCCUUCCUCGCGCCGGAAUCACCGUCAGCGGUCCGAUCAAUCCUACUCCCUGCGUGAAAAUCAAGCCUUGACCGACCUGCUUGGUCGCCCAGGCUUUCACCCUCAGAGCUUCCGCAACGGUAGCCCAUCGUUCACCCCGAACUUUGCUCCAGCUGCCGCGUACCAUACCCGCGGCUCCUCAACUCCCUCCUCGGACGACAUGCGACUUCCGCCCCUGCGUCGCACAGACAGCCCCAGUGAUGAGCCUUCCUUCUUCAUGCCGUCAAGCCUCAUUCGCAUCAAUCGAAACGCGGCCCAGCCAACUCGACUGAACCGGGAGACCGUGAUGGAUGGGCUUGGGGAUCGCCAACGCAGCCCGAGUCCUGACGGAGAUCGCGAUACUAUCGCGUGGGAAACUUUGUUGUCGACCAUCACGCCCGAUGCCACGCUACCUUCCAAUGACACCUCAUUCGCCUCGAGUUCCGCUUCUGCGCCUGAUGCUACUCGCAAUGGAACUACUCGCGCCUCUACCAACUCGACUCUACCAUCUUCCUUGAGCACUACCCGCAACACCGCGCUCGACCCUUACCCUGACCAUCUCAACCCUUGUGACUUUUCUUCUUCGGACGACGAGGAUACACCUGUAAAUUACCGCCGGUUCAUUGGUCAGCCCAGCACCAUGCCCCUCUCGCUCCAACGUUUCCCAGAUAUCCGCUCGACCCUGAGCAGGCACCCUCCCGUUCCUACUAUUUCACUUUCCAUCACCGACCACAAUAAUGACGAUCUCCAGCAGAUGCAGGCCAUCCUGGAUCGACUUGCCCGCCGUGAAGACAUUCCGGACGACUGGUGGGCGGCCGCGGGUCUGGCACGAACGCUCGACCGAGGUCUCAGCGCGAGCAUGGACUCGACGGACAACGAAGGCGCUUCUCAGCCUAACCGCGGUGACCUUUGA
Molecule: messenger RNA, 1215 nt
Organism: Penicillium arizonense
Lineage: Eukaryota; Fungi; Ascomycota; Eurotiomycetes; Eurotiales; Aspergillaceae
Exons: 2
Coding region: 1-1215 (404 amino acids)
Source: RefSeq, a predicted model, not a curated record